AUGCAAUACGACGCGCUCAACUCUAUGGACAUCGACGUUGGGUACCCGUCACCGGGUUAUGCGUGGCCGUCAUUCUUGGGCGCGCCUGUCGGAGUCGAAUCAGAAAAGCCUGCAUUUGAUCUGGAGCGCGAGGUCUGCUCCAACUUCACCUGCUGCGGUCUUAUUCUGCCCGACAUGCACGCGCUCGUCGACCAUUUCGAGGAGACACACGUAUUCGCUCCCAAGCCAGAGCAUACGCGCCUCUACGUUCUCCCUGAAGACCGUCCGCCCGCUCCUUUGCCUCGCCUUGUGAUCCCAUUCCCUCGCUUUCUGACCCCGCCACCUGCCGACCGCGUACCGGUAUCAUACGAUUCGCCGUCUUCGCCGCUGUGGUCGGAUGGUCUUCCCAGUCCUGUCAUACCGAGCGACUACCUACCCUCGUAUCUGGAGCAACCUCACGCCUCACCCUCAUCCUCGCACCCGCCCGCGUUCUUCAGCCCCAACGCGCCUCGCAAGCGGCCUUCAAAGUUGAAGGUCAGGGAGCGCGUGGACGAUCGCUCCAAGAGGCGAAGAUCAGGAUCUUCGCCUUCCAAGCGCGAGCGCGAGCGUGCACCUCGUCCGCGCGACCGCGGCCGUAUUCACGUUUGUCCCCAUCCGGAUUGCGUCAAGACGUACCUGAACCCGAACGGGCUCAAGUACCACGUCGAAAAAGGCACUUGUCAAGCUCAAGAUGGUAGCGCAAUCGAGCGCAUCGAAGUCUUGCAAUAUUCUGCAUGA
Peniophora sp. CBMAI 1063 is the source of this 756-nucleotide messenger RNA. Lineage: Eukaryota; Fungi; Basidiomycota; Agaricomycetes; Russulales; Peniophoraceae. The record is from the annotation of a GenBank genome assembly.